CUAUUUAUUAUGCUGGCGUCACUCAGGUCAAGUAGACGAAAUGAAGAUGGCGACCGCCUACGAGAGAUACAAUUUGCACACAACCCCAGAGAAGUUCUUCAUCGAGGCCUGUGAUGAAGGAGCUGAUGCUGUCCUGGCCAUCGACAGGGUCUCAAAUGAAAUGACCCUGACAGUGAAAAAGGAUGUUCCUCCAUCAGCAGUCACCAGGCCUAUCUGUGGUAUUAUGGGGACCAUUCGUUUGGUAGCAGGGAUGUACCUGAUUGUCAUAACCAAGAAGAAGAAUGUGGGAAGCCUGCUUGGCCAUGCUGUGUGGAAGGCAGUAGACUUUGACAUGAUCUCCUAUAAGAAGACGGUGCUGCACCUCACGGAGACCCAGUCUCAAGAGAACAAGAACUUCCUGUCCAUGAUUAAGAAUGUGCUGAAUACAGAUGGCUUCUACUUCUGCACUGACUUUGACCUGACACACACCCUGCAGCGGCUGGCCAACACAAGCCCUGAUUUCCAGGAGAUGAGCCUGUUGGAGAGGGCUGAUCAGAGGUUUGUGUGGAAUGGGAAUCUCCUGAGAGAACUGGCAGCACAGCCAGAGCUUCACAAGUUUGCACUCCCUGUUGUCCAUGGAUUCAUUGUCAUGAAGCCGUGCCGCAUCAACGGGAAGAUCUUUGAAUGGGUUCUGAUCUCCAGGAGAAGCUGCUUCCGGGCCGGUGUCAGAUACUACGUGAGAGGCAUUGAUUCAGAAGGCCAUGCUGCUAACUUUGUGGAGACGGAGCAGAUUGUUCUGUAUGAGGGAGCAAGAGCUUCAUUCGUCCAGACACGAGGUUCCAUGCCCUUUUUUUGGUCUCAGAGACCCAACCUCAAAUACAAGCCUAAACCUGUGAUCAGCCAAAGCUCCAGUCAUAUGGAUGGCUUCCAGAGGCAUUUUGACUCUCAGGUCCUCAUCUAUGGGAAGCAGACUAUUCUGAACUUGGUAAAUCAAAAGGGCUCCGAGAAGCCACUGGAGCAGGCCUUUGCUAAGAUGGUGUCUGGCAUGGACAAUGGUCUGAUCCAUUACAUAGCCUUCGACUUUCAUAAGGAGUGCAGCAGGAUGAGAUGGGAUCGCCUUCAGAUCCUGGUUGAUGCUGUGGCUGAAGCACAAGAUGAAUACAGCUACUUCAUGGUGAACACAGAGGGGAAGACAUUAGCCCAGCAGAAAGGUGUCUUCCGUAGUAACUGUAUGGACUGCCUGGACAGGACAAACGUCAUUCAGAGUCUGUUGGCCCGACGCUCCCUACAGUCCCAGCUUCAGAGGAUGGGGGUUCUGAAUGUGGGACAACGGAUUGAAGAACAGGCAGAUUUUGAGAAAAUCUACAAGAAUGCAUGGGCUGACAAUGCUAAUGCAUGCGCUGUACAGUAUGCAGGAACUGGAGCCUUGAAAACCGACUUCACGAGGACGGGGAAGAGGACCCAGUGGGGACUGGUAAUGGACGGCUGGAACUCCAUGAUCCGCUACUACAAAAACAACUUCUCUGAUGGCUUCAGACAAGAUUCCAUUGACCUCUUUCUGGGUAACUUUGCUCUUGAUGAAUCAGACGGACCUACACCUCUUCGAGUGCAGAGAGACUGGACAGUCUUCACGCUGCCCAUCAUCAUGGUGGUGACAUUCUCCAUGUCCAUCAUCUGUUGUCUCAUGGCUGGCGACACCUGGACUGAGACGCUGGCAUACGUGAUGUUCUGGGGGGCCGCCAGUUGGAUUACAGCCGUCAUCAUCUUCUUUAAUGGCCAAAACUUUGUAGAUGCCCCUAAGCUGGUUCAGAAGGACAAGAUGGACUGAGUAUGAUGUGCAUGUGUGUAUGUGAGAAGCAGCCGGGCGCAGCGGGCUCAUAUACCUCAUCAUGCUCAUCCUCCUCUUCCUCCUGCCGUUUGCUGCAGGCCUGGACUCUGUACCGAUCUGCUUUCGCCGUACUGUUCUCCACAUGGAAACUUUUAGAUUUUCUCAUCCAGAACAGAUUGUCUUCAUCAUCUAAGUAAUGCUGAACUUCCUUCUGCUUCCACUGUAGUGGACACACUCCUCUUUCACACACGGUUUACAUUUGAUUUCUUACAUUCCACAGCUCCUGGGCUUGGUUGUGUUGGUGUUGGUGUGUGAGGUAUGCACAGGGUCUGUGAUAGCACUUAUGCAAUUGUUGCAGCGUUCCUCUCUUUUCCAAAAAAGACUUUCACCUUGCAUAACAUCCAGCUAUCAAGCAUCUUCUACUUUACUGCUUAUUUCUUUGAGUAUGUGUUUGCUGCUGUCAGAAUUUAAAAACAGAAAUUAAUGGAGCUUUCUAUUGACUGCUGGAUGGUCGACUUCCCACCUCUGUGCUGGAUGUGUUCCACUGCAAAUGACAUGGACGCCCACAAGAAGAUGGGAAACACUGAUCUGUCCACUGACAGCAAAUGACGUGCUAACGAGAGGCAAUGAAAAUAUGUAACGUUACAUUUAACGUUCUAACGUUCUAACAUCAUGUUACAGUUACAGCUAGUUAUCUUCAUCACAUUAAAAUCAUACACAUCACAUUAAAAUCAUACACAGCUGUAAAUUAUGCCAUCAUAAAAUAAAGACUACAGAGAACGCUAGAUUGAAGUUGAAUGUGUUUUCAAAUAAAAAUCCAGUCAUAGAGAGCUGCUUGUUUUCCACUGUUUUGUAGUAACAUCAUAUGUGGGCAUUUUGGCCUUUUUCCCUGUGAGAAGUCAGAUCUAUCCUAGUUCUGAGUUCAAUGGAAAGCUCCAAUAUUAGUUUUCAACAUGUGUGUUACAAAUGUUAGUUAUUUUGUUUCAUAUCAUUUCAUCCAUUCCAAAACUGUGGUGAUUUAUCAAUGUGUGUGACGCUCAACAAAAUGUCCUAUUAUAAAAGUAAAUGUACACAAGAGCAGAGGUGCUGGUUAUGAUGAGAACUUGAAUGGAGAUGAGUAACAUAACUGCCUUCACAGCUCCACAAAAUCAUUUAUUAUAACUAAGGUUUCAACCAAAACACCUUGACAAAGAGCUGCUUGGUCGAAACGUUGGUUAUAAUAGAUUUAGCGGAGCUGAGUGUGCAGUUAUCUUUAUAUGAACCAACAAAGUCACACUGCAAAAGGUGGCACUUUGACUUGCACAUAUUGAACUAUACUUGUUUACCUAAGUGAUUAGGAUAGCAGUGAGUUUUCAUCUUGAAUGUAACAAUCCUUACACACCUGCUAAUCAAAUAGAGAUCUUAGCCUGAUCUACAUGUGACUGGGUGGAGUGGGAGCAAAAACUCUGUCUUCUUGUGAACCUCAUUGUGGAAGCUGUCAUGAUUCUGUUUUAGGACAGGCUUACUGCUUUUCCUCCCCUCUUAUUUUUGCACUUUGGAGAAUAACAAAAUGAGUUGCAUGCAUCGUCUUGUGAGUGAUCAGGAGUUGAGACCAACUGAUAUCCAUGUAACAGCUACUGUACUAUAUGUUUGUUCAUCUAAAGGGAUAGUUCACACAUUUUGAAAAAUGUGAUAUUAUCUCACUUCCCCUCUAGCUGUUGUGUAGGACAGUAGUGGCUCUAUCUUCCUCUCAUUGUUACUGAGUGCUGGAUCCUGGCUGGAUGCUCCACAUGCUAACUGUUAGCCUCCUGCCAUUGAGGUGGACUAACAGUUCUGUUCCACUGCUGUCCAAAGAACAGGUGGGGGGGGAUUAAAUAACUUUUUUUUUUUUUUUUUUUUUUUUUUUCAGGAUUAGUGAACUAUCCCUUUUUAGUCUUUGUCUGUUCAGUUUCCCAUUCAGUCCACAGAGGCUUGGGAUUGCUUUGUUCCAGUCUAGGAGGGGAAGAAUCCAGUCCCCUCCUAGGUGGCUGCCUUACAAGCUUGCCCUCCGUGGAGAGGGCGAGGACAUGUGAGUGUGUCAUACUGUCAUCAUGUUUAGGCUUUGAGAUUGAAAUGAGACGUACUGUUUUCGAGACAUUUGUCACUCUGCCUUUCACUUUCUGUUUGUUCUCACAUUCCCUGGCAUUCAGGCUCUGUUCUUUGUUUCCGGCUCUGUGUUCUUUGUUUCCAGUGGUAUGUUUUAGAUCAUUAGUAUUAUGCAAGUUAUACCAACAACUAAUGCAGGUCGGUGAUUGAGUGAUUGAAUUAAGUACGGUUGUGUUAAUUUAGGAAAACGUCUAAUUGAACUUUGAUAACACUAACUUUUCAAAAAGGUGAUCUUUGAGCAACAACUGUUAUGCAGCCAUGAACUCGGACUAAAACAAUGUGUACUUAGGUGAAAUCUCUAUCAUGAACAAAUCCUUGUAAUGCCUGUACAUUUAAAAGUUAGAUUUCUAUUUACAGAUUUAAUAUAAUUUGUGAGUGGAAGUGAUGGUUUACCUGGAAAGUACUGGAUAAUUGCAUUUGGUCAGCAGCAUAUUCAGUGUAUUUGUGGCCGUUGCACCUGCUGUCAUUGUAUCGAGAGGGUUAAGGAAGGACGCAGAGAGGCCUUCAGGACAUCUAGGAGAUAUAAUAGACGAAGCAGCCAAUGGGUCAAAUACUUCCUCUCCAUAUUGUAAGGUUGCAGGUUUAACAACACAGGGGCAACGCUGAAAUUCACAAAGGUAGCCUGAAGGUUGCAGAAUUCUUUACUUCUUGAAUCAUUUGAAUCAUUAAAUCCCUACGAUUGGUUCUGCAUGUGUUUUGGUUGUCAACAUGAACCAAAAAUUGAGCCAAUGAUACCGUGACAUAAAAAAAAACUACCUGAAUAAGUUGUGCUUGUAUUUUAAGGGGAUGGUUCAUCCAUUUUGAGAAAUGUGAUAUAAUUUCACUCCUCCCCCUAGCUGUUAUGUAGUAACUGUUAGCCUCCUUCCAUACAGCUAACAGUCUUAAAAAUAACCAGAUUAAUCCAGAAGGUUUUACAUAAUUUCACGUCUGUGUGCUCUUGGUAAUCGUGUGCAUUUCAGUUUCAGAGAGCAGCACUUGUAAAGUGACAUUAAUCCUUCUUUGUUUGGAUUAAAGCGGUUGUUGUUUUUCAGCAUGUUUCAGAACUACCUACAGAGCAGCUAGGGGACGAGUGAAAUAAUAUCACAUUUUUCAAAAUGGGAGAACGAUUCAUUUAAGAUGCAUGAGUUUGUGACAUGAUGUGCAAACUGUAUUGUGCUGUAUUCCAUGACAUUUAAUAAUUCACUGAACAGAUCCCAAACAAACAAAAGGUCUACUGGAGGAUAAUGCUCAAAUGAGCACAUUUCAAAAGGAAAGUUGAAUCUAGCUCAUAAUGUGAUAUUAAUGUCACCUUAGGUGUUUGGAGUACAUGUUUGUUUAUUCAUAUUACAAGUUUGCAAGUCAUAUUACAGCCUCACUAAUCAUACAACUUUUCGAGGCUUUUUUAUGCCUAAAUGUUACUGAGCAGAUUAUUGAAUUGGGAAACACUGUGAUUUUCAUAAUGAUAAAAUGAAGGUAUUGGGGAGCAGCGUUGGACAUUUUGUUUGCUGUGGAACGUGUAAAUGAACUUCUGUUUCUCUUCAACACUCUCCUUCCAGAAAAUGAUUUUAUCCAGUUGUUUUGUUUGAUUGUAAGUAAACUCCAGUGAAUGACCGGUA
Molecule: messenger RNA, 5526 nt
Organism: Myripristis murdjan (pinecone soldierfish)
Lineage: Eukaryota; Metazoa; Chordata; Actinopteri; Holocentriformes; Holocentridae
Gene: sacm1la
Product: SAC1 like phosphatidylinositide phosphatase a
Exons: 20
Coding region: 41-1807 (588 amino acids)
Biological process (GO): phosphatidylinositol dephosphorylation
Cellular component (GO): endoplasmic reticulum
Molecular function (GO): phosphatidylinositol-4-phosphate phosphatase activity
Source: RefSeq, a predicted model, not a curated record